AUGGCGACGAAGCAGGGCGGGGAGGCCGGCGGGGUGUCAAAGAACAUUGACCGCUACACCUUUGAGCUGGCGGACCCCAGUGGGGUGGCGAACUUCACCGCCUUUGGGAAGGUCACGAAGGAUUUUUUGCACGCCUUUGCCGAGACGAAGCACUACGAGGCGCUUCUCAGCGCCUUCCUUCAGGCUCUCUUCGUGGACCCGAACGCCAUCAGCGAGAAGAACUAUAGGGAGCUGGAGAGCGGCUUGGUCGCACGGGUCAACGCCUUCCUCGCCGACGAGCGCGCCCACGACAAGGACCGCCUGCUGAAGGGCCGCAAGCCGGUUUUUGACCUGGCCGAGGAGGAGGAGGAGGACCAGGAGGAGGCGGAGCCCGUCCUCACCGAGGAGGAGCUGCGGCAGCAGGAGGCGGAGCGGCUUGAGCGGGAGCGGCAGGAGGAAGAGCGCCUGGCCGCGCGUGAAGAGGAGCGCCGACGGAACGAGGAGCUCCUGCGUUCUCGCGCCCGCCAGGUGGACGCGAAGGCGAUGGAGAAGGUUCUCCAGGGGGCGAUGCUGCUGAACCCCGGCAACCAGAAGGCCAAGGGCGGGGGCAAGCAACAGCAACAGGUGACAGCGGAGGAGCUGCGAGAGAUGGAGUCGCAGGUGGCGCACCUCAUGAAGGAGAAGGAGCGUCUGCAGGCUGUGCUCCACACGAGCGAGGACGAACUGCCCGCAAGGUUGGAGGGCGCAAAUAAGGAGCUGGAGGAGGUGCUCGCCCAACUGGGCGGUGGAGGUGGCGGGGCCGGCGGGGGCGCCGCGAAGGCGACGCCGAUGCAGCCGAAGCAGCUGAACGCCCGCUUUGCCGAGCUGAAGCAAAAGCUCUCGAAGCAGACCAUGGAGCGUAACCGGCUGGCACUGCAGCUGAAAGCCCAGCCACACCCUCUCCGCGAGGAGAUCUUGUCGGUGAUGCAGAAGCGCGAUGAGGCGCAAAUAAAACUCAACGCCGUCUAA
Molecule: messenger RNA, 987 nt
Organism: Trypanosoma conorhini
Lineage: Eukaryota; Euglenozoa; Kinetoplastea; Trypanosomatida; Trypanosomatidae
Exons: 1
Coding region: 1-987 (328 amino acids)
Source: RefSeq, a predicted model, not a curated record